UGAUUGUGUAUAUAUUCAUGAACAAAACAUUGUGGGUUUGUUAUACAAUACUUUGAGUUUUCUUAGGUUCCACAAAAGGAUCCACUCUCUUUAAAAGGAACCGAAAGCUCGAAGGAAGAAUACAUUUUAGCACCAUCCAGUCUGCGAGAGAUUUUCAUAACGUUUGGACAUCAUACACGUGCGUGAAAAUAUUUUUCUUUUUCUGGAAAAUUCAAAUGACAAAAAAAAAAAAAUAAAUUUAUUGUGUCUUCUGGUUAUAUAAAGAAAUGAAAUUCAUAAAAAUAUAUAUUCCUAAAUUGCAUAUAUUGAUAGUUCAGAAGUGAUUCAUUAGAAAAAGAAUUCCCUUGAAGCUAUAAACCAACCCAUUUAAAGGUAUCUCUCUAUGUUACCACCAAAAUUUUUACUGGAAAAUAUUCGUUUAUAAAUUUCAACUGUUAGGAACGGGUUUCCAUUUAAAGUUUUUUUUUUAAUUUUCAAAACCAGAGGAAUUUUGAGGUCUCUAUCUCAUUUCCUUAAAAAAAUUUUUAUCCUGAAAAAUAUCUAUCAGGAUAUAACCCCCCGUAAAAAUAUAUAUAAGAAAAGCCAUAAAGUGUUUUCGGUUUAGUUAAAAAAAAAAAUAUGUAUCUUCAUUAAAGUGACAAAAAAAGAAACAAGUUAAUAUAACUGUUUACCAGUAUUAUAAUCACAGCAAUCGUUUUCAUGUAUAUUUGGAUUACACCGUAGAAUUGAAAUAACAGAUAAAAAUACUAUAGUAAAUAUUAUACAUAUAUACCUACCAGAAGGAAAACGAAAGAAAAGACAUCAUGGAAAAUCAGUAGAAAAACACGAAAAUAAAAAUAACAAGGAUACAAUGUCGCCUGGGAGAAAAGCACAACGGAAUUAAUAGUAGCAUAUCCCCGAAGUUCGAGAAAAAGCAAUUAUUGUUACACGAUGACAGCUAAACAGAUUUGGACACCACCACGGCAUGUCGAGGCAAAAUUGAAUUUACAAUCAGAAAAUCGACCUCGAGUUGCAGUCAGACUCGGGGCUGACAAUGAGAAUACCAUCAGUGCUGACUAAAAAGGCCAUUUUUAAAUCAAUUCGAUAAGCAACAGGAAUACACUACCUACAACUUUGUUGUAGAAACUUCUAUAUCAGCAGUUUGCAGUGUUGGGCUAUAUAUAUAUAGUUAGGGAAAAGGUGGCAUUUAACAGAGCAACCAAUCUAGAGCAACAAAGUGUUAUCAUCCUAUACAUAUAGACGCCACCAGCGCCUUUCUAAAUGAAGUUACCAAUCUGUCAAUAUUCUAAAUUAUUUCUGCUGUUGACAGCCUUUUCCUUCCUUGACUUCCUUAGAGCUGACCUGACUACGGUUAAUUCUGUGCAGGAUAUUUCACCAUCUUUGGCUUCGUUGUUGUUGUCGUCGUCGUCAUCGGUGUCGUCCCUGGUACCAUCAACUAUUGAAAACAAGUCUCAGCAAUUGGAAACUGCCACUACUCCGAAUAGCAGACACGAAUACGAACAGAAACAGGAGCAACAGCAACAGCAGAAUAUCCGGACUUCGUCGUCGUUGUUGCCGAAUCGUGUGGGUAUACUGAUGUCAUCGAGGGUUCUCAAUACAAUGAAAAUGCAACAAGGCUUUGAGAACUUUGUGGAAUUUUUCAAAGUAAAUCUUGAUAAUGCCACUGUGGAGUUUAUUAAGGACGAUGGAUUAAGUGCAUUCAUUAAGCAGCUAGAGGGUAAAAACUAUACGACUAUCGUUAAAACCCUUAAUAGUGAUGGUAUUAACGAAGAGUAUGAAGAAAACGACAAUAUGCAAAAACAAAAAAGUCGAAGUGAUGAAAAUGACGCUAACGAGAAAAAUCGCCUUCGUAAUGCUGUGGGUUAUUGCCAUUUGAUGGAAGGUUUAUCGAAGGAUUUUAAUAAGACAGUGCUUUUGUGGCCGUGUCCAAGAAUAAAGGAGUCAAAUAACUUUUUACCAUCAUUUGAAGCAAUAUCCUUUGCGGUAAAAAGUGUGGCCGCCAAACUUAAUUGGACACAAGUGGACAUCUUUGUCGGAGAUAAUAAUUGGGGACUUCCACUUACUAUAGCUGCUAAUCUACAUAUACCUUACAGAAUAAAAAUAGGCGAAAGUGCUGGCGAAGACUUGACAGCAAAUGAUGUAGCUGGAAAAGCUAUCAUCAUCACAGCUGAUAUGAAUGAUGCUUCCACUCUUCGAAUACUCUCACGCCUUGAAGCACUUAACCACACCAAAGUUCUUUUGAUCGAUAUUAUAGCAACAUCUUUCAAUGCUGGAAAUAAAUUCUAUAAGAACUUGUCAUUAAUGAAAUCCACCUCAAGACUGAUGUCCAAUUUACUCCUUCUCACCGUGCUUAGUGAUAAGUAUCGUCAUUUUUUAAACGUUGCAUUUGAUGACAAUCGCAUUGGAACAGUUCAAAGUUUUCAUCAAAUGCGUCGUUGGCAACAACAAGCUCCUACCGUUAAAACUGAGUCAAAUAUUCUGCCACAAAAUGUCGACUGGCCAAUGCGUUUGGAUCGCUCUGUUGAGCUGGAGCAAGUCGACCUGCCAUUCGAAUGUAAAAAUACGUCGUUUCCAGUGCAAAAAACCAAAGAAGUCUGCAGCGACAUUGAAUCAUUCGUGCAACAGUGUGGUGUUGAAAAUAAAACACAAUCAACAGAACAAAUAAAAGAAUUAUGCAAUUCCACGACUGUUCAAUAUCCAGGAAUAGCAGCUAGAAUAGCAAUUCUAAGAAAUUUCAUAGACUUUUUUCAUUUUUAUGAUUUCAUUAUUGCAAAUGCAGCCCGAAGAUCAACGGUAGGCAGCAAUUUGCAACUACCGAAAUAUGACUUCCUUGUUUUAGAUAUUGUCCGAAGUACUGGAAACAAGACUGCUAGUCCAUAUGAAUUCAAAUGGAGACCGAUGUUGAUUUUGGAACAGCAUGAAAUUAAUCUGACAACUUUUAUAACACAUUCAAUAUUACCAGGAUAUAAUGAUUGGCUUUCGGAAAGGACGUCACAGUUAUGGCAGUGUGGAACGUUGUGUUGGACUGUUGUGGGUGUAUGUUUGGCAUUUCUUUUGUGCAUUAUUAUGGCGAGUGUUGCUGCUGGAAUCACACUGAGAAAUUAUUUUCUCCGGAAAAGACUUUCGAAAGGACCAAAUAAAAUUGUCCUGUCGGCAAGUGAUUUUGUGUUUCCGGUCGAUUCGAGGAGAGUAGAUGAGGGUAUAGAAGCAAUGUUAUGUUGCUGGUUGCAACAACUUCAAGAGUUCGGUGGACCCGAAGUCGAUAAACCAGAUUUACUCAAGGGAUCUAUUGGGUCUUUGAAAAACUUUGGUCUCGCAUUAGCUGGAGGAGCAGGUGGAACAGGAGCAGGAGGUGGUGGAGGUAGUCUUGGUGGAGGAGGUGGUGCAAAUACGACAUCUGUAAGUGGUGGAGCAAAAAACACAUCUGGUUCUGGCAGUUUGGCACGACACAAUCCUGGACUUUUAGAUAUGAGAGCAAGAUAUAAUGGGGACCUUGUGCAACUUAAAGAAAUAACUAUGAAUGGCUCAUCUGAGUUGAAAUCGAAAGCAAUGGAUCUGAUGGUUAUGGAACAUGGUUUGAGACAUGAAAAUGUAAAUCCAUUGAUAGGUUGGUUAAGCGAUCCCAACCGUAACGCCAUGGUAUUUGACUACUGUUCAAGAGGCAGUUUGCAGGAUGUUUUAAUAAUGGAUGAAAUAAAACUAGAUUGGUCCUUUCGCCUUAGCCUGCUGACCGAUUUAGUACGUGGCAUGCGAUACCUUCAUUCCACACCACUACGAUUCCAUGGUAAUUUGACAUCCCGCAACUGUGUGGUAGAUGCACGUUGGGUUCUAAAAAUAACCGACUAUGGAAUUUCAUCAUUCUACGAAGCCCAAGGAAUAACACCCUCAAACAAAACCCCCAAAGAACUAUUAUGGACAGCUCCAGAGCUUUUGCGCAAUUUAAAAGGACAUAACCGAGGUGGCACCCAAAUGGGUGAUGUAUACUCUUUUGGAAUAAUAAUGCAGGAAGUUGUGGUUCGUGGGGAACCGUAUUGCAUGCUGUCACUGUCGCCGGAGGAAAUCAUAGCAAAAAUUAAAAAACCACCUCCACUGAUACGGCCGUCCGUUUCAAAGGGUGCUGCACCACCAGAAGCGAUUAACAUCAUGCGUCAGUGUUGGGCGGAAACUCCUGACAUGAGACCGGAUUUUAACUCGGUGUAUGAACGUUUCAAGAUGCUUAACCAUGGCAGGAAGGUGAACUUUGUUGACACAAUGUUUCAAAUGUUAGAGAAAUAUUCCAACAAUCUGGAGGAAUUAAUUAGAGAACGCACAGACCAGUUGGAUAUUGAAAGGAAAAAGACUGAACAGCUCCUAAAUCGUAUGCUUCCCAGUUCCGUUGCUGAGAAGCUCAAAAUGGGUCUCGGAGUGGAUCCUGAGGAAUUUUCCGAUGUAACGAUAUAUUUUAGUGACAUUGUUGGUUUUACAACAAUUGCUGCCCAUUGCAGUCCAGUACAAGUUGUCGAUCUACUUAAUGAUUUAUAUACAAUAUUCGAUGCAACAAUUAAUGCUUAUAAUGUUUAUAAGGUGGAAACAAUAGGCGAUGCAUAUAUGGUUGUUAGUGGACUUCCAGUUCGAAUUCCUGAUCAUGCUGAACAAAUUGCCACUAUGGCAUUAGAUUUGUUGCAUCAAAGUGGAAGAUUCAGUGUCAAACAUUUACCUGGAGUUCCAUUACAAUUACGAAUUGGAUUACACACAGGUCCUUGUUGUGCGGGUGUUGUUGGCCUAACUAUGCCAAGGUAUUGCCUUUUUGGUGAUACCGUUAAUACUGCAUCAAGAAUGGAAUCAACAGGCUCAUCUUGGAGAAUUCACAUGUCUCAAGAAACCAGAGAUCGUCUUGAAGCAACUAAUAACUAUCAAAUAGAACCAAGAGGCUUAAUAGAAAUUAAAGGAAAAGGUCUAAUGAACACAUUUUGGCUACUGGGGAAAAAAGGAUUCGAUAAAACAUUACCAGUUCCUCCGCCAAUUGGUCUUGAUGAAUUCUUUAUUCGAAAUUCGAUAUCGUUUAAAGGCAUGGCCACAAAAUCACGCAACAGUACAAAUCCCUCCUCAAGUCAAUCCUCUUUGCUAGCUGGUGAAGCUGUAGAAGUUAAAGUGGAAAUAACUCCACCCUCAAAUGCCGACUCUAGUGCAUAUAUGGCAAAUUCUUAUUCAUUAGAUUCGAAUUCAACCAACACAAUUGGAGCAAAUAUGUCUCUAAUGACCGAAUUCCCUAUUAAAACGCCUAGUCCGAGCACAUGUUCUCGAAAAAUUAACGAUAUCCAACCCGAUCAAUUAUUGAACCCACAAAACUUUAAUAGACUACCAGGAUCUUCGGGAGGAUCUUCAUCACGUUUGUAUAAAAAGAUCGAAGAAAUGAUCGAUUUAAGUUCACCUUACAAUCAUUACAAAUGCUUAAGUCCUAGCGAAAGCAAUUUGACACAAUUCUACGAUGGCAAAUAUAUGUAUAGUUGUACAAAAUUUGAUAGUAAACCAGGAUCAAGUCGACUUCUACGACGUCAAUUUAGCUUGGAUCGUGAUGAUGGUACUCAAACUGCUGUCUCAUUACCACUGUCCACAACGACAACAGCGACGACAGUGAUUGGAAAACAAGCAACAAUGUUAGAAAUUCCAACAUUACAAGAAAAUCGCUGUAGUCCGAAAUGUACGCUGCCUCGAGUGCAUAAACUUAGUUCAACGUCAAUAGCCCAGGAUCUCGAAAAGAUAGAAGAGAUUCCAUUAUCUCCAGCCUCAUCACAGCAUCAUAGCAGUUUAGAUAGCAAUAUGAAUCGAAGCCCUCCACUUUUUGAAGAAAAUACAAGAAUGCCAAGAACACCGAAUCGUGUUAUUGAAAAUAAUGUUAGGAAACAACAAGAAGUUACUCUAACUGUUGAAACCUUUAUGACUAGAUAGGAAACAAUUUAAAUAGUUAUUUUCUAA
Episyrphus balteatus (marmalade hoverfly) is the source of this 5955-nucleotide messenger RNA. RefSeq lists its product as uncharacterized. NCBI's taxonomy places the organism in Eukaryota, Metazoa, Arthropoda, Insecta, Diptera, Syrphidae. The coding region runs from base 1261 to 5928 and encodes 1555 amino acids. Gene Ontology annotation, molecular function: ATP binding; protein kinase activity; guanylate cyclase activity. The record is from RefSeq and is a predicted model, not a curated record. Gene Ontology annotation, biological process: protein phosphorylation; intracellular signal transduction; receptor guanylyl cyclase signaling pathway. The transcript is spliced from 14 exons.